UUUUUUUUUUUGGUUCUUUUUUUUGGUUUUUGUUUUUCUGUUUUUUCUUUUUUUUUUUUUUUCCACUUCUUUGAUUAUUGUUUAUAUUUGGGAAAACUGAAGGAGCAUGGUUUUGAGCCUUUUCCUGAAUCCAAGUUUUUCUAGCAUGCGAUGGUUCUGUAGACAAGGCGCUGUGUCUGGGAGUCCGAGGCCACCCUGCCCGCUGGGAGCGACUCCCAAGUCCAGCAAAAUAUGCAACUGGUUUUAUGGCAAAAGCAAUGUGAAGUAUGGUACUACUUUUUUUUUUUUUGCAUUGUAAAAAUAAAAAGCAUGUUUCUAAUCUUUUUUUCAUUUUUUGGGCAUACUCUUUUUUCUGAUACGAUUUUUCUUUAGGUCAGUGUUUACAAGUUUGUGGUUUUGCAAUGAUGGUACAAACCACUGAGCAAAUACAUUAAUUUUCUAUUUUUGUGCUCUUUUUGGAAGCCGGUGAGAACAAAUUCGUUUUUUCCCCUCUGCUUUUAAUACCCAUUGAUAACAUGAAACUUUUCUUGCAGCUGGUUACUGGGAUUAUUUUUAAGCAGAAAUACUUUUUUUCUCCUUUAAAUUAACUAUGACUUUUACACAUUUGACUUUUUUUGAAAAAAAAAAAAACCGAGAUGAUUUUACGAUAGAUAUCCUGAUAUCUAUAUCUAUAUUAUCCCUUCUUCCUCCCCUUCUCCUCCCCGUAAAUCAAUUUUCAAAUGAUGGCAGUGGAAGGUUUUUCUGGAGGAAAAAAAUAAUGAAGUGCGGUUUGGUUUCCUUGUCAACGGAGGAUGAAGUGCACAACUGAGCAGCUCACAGAGAGCAGGUUUUAGAUGACCUGUGUUUCUGAAAAAGACUGUUCAAGAAGUUUGAAUACCUACCAUAUGCAUACUGAUUAUAUUACUGCUUAACUUCACAAAGAUUGAAACAAGGUGAGCCAACCAUGACUGGCAAAACACAGACCAGCAACGUCACCAAUAAGAAUGACCCCAAGUCUAUCAACUCCCGUGUUUUCAUCGGCAAUCUAAAUACAGCCAUUGUCAAGAAAGUUGACAUUGAAGCCAUUUUUUCAAAGUAUGGAAAAAUAGUUGGAUGCUCAGUUCACAAAGGUUAUGCAUUUGUACAGUACAUGAGUGAGCGACAUGCAAGAGCUGCAGUGGCAGGUGAAAAUGCCAGAAUCAUCGCAGGCCAGCCACUCGAUAUCAACAUGGCAGGGGAACCCAAGCCAUACAGACCCAAACUUGGAAACAAGAGGCCCCUUUCUGCACUUUAUAGACUUGAAUCAAAGGAGCCUUUCCUGUCAGUUGGUGGUUAUGUCUUUGACUAUGAUUACUACAGAGAUGAUUUCUACAAUCGGUUGUUUGAAUACCAUGGACGUGUGCCUCCACCCCCUCGUGCAGUAAUUCCACUGAAGCGUCCUAGAGUGGCUGUGACAACUCGCAGAGGCAAAGGCGUCUUUUCCAUGAAAGGAGGAUCAAGAUCUGCUGGUGGUGGGUCAUCUUCAUCAGGCUCGAAGUUGAAAUCAGAUGAGUUACAGACAAUCAAGAAAGAAUUAACCCAGAUCAAAACUAAAAUUGACUCCUUGUUGGGACGCCUGGAGAAGAUUGAGAAGCAGCAUAAGGCAGAGGCAGGGCCUCAGAUGCCUCAGAGGCUCUUGGGAGAGGAGAGGAGGGUUAGAAAGACAUCUGAAGCUCAGAAGAAGAAACUGGAAGAGAGUAUAGAGCUGAUUCAAGAAGAAUGUGUGUCAGAGAAUGCAGAUCACUCUACAGAGGAGCCUGCUGAAGGAGGGCCAGAUGCGGAUGGAGAAGAGAUGACUGAUGGGAUAGAGGAGGACUUCGAUGAAGAUGGGGGUCAUGAGCUGUUUCUACAGAUAAAGUGAUCUGAAGCAAUGAAUGAUAUCAACACAGCAGAAAAGAGAAACUGUGACAACCCCCAGAAAUGUGAAUGGAGGUUUCUUACAAGAAAGCAGAAGCUUUGAUUCAAUUUAUAUAAAAACCCAAAUAAAUAGAAUGGACAGUAUUAUUGAAUUUUAGAGAUCCCAUUUCUUCUAUGUUAUAAGCUGUAUAAUUGUCAGGGUUUAUGAUUUAGAGUGUAAAUGUGCUCAACCCUUUGCUGAUUAUGUUGUGGUUUUCUUUUCUGAAGUAUUAAAAGUCAUAUUGUGAAAGAUAUUUAUGAAUGGUAAAGGAGACACUGUAUACAAAUGUAUAUUUGUAAAAGCUAUUUUUCUGAUUAGCAUGUUUUACUGUUGAUCAUAUAUCAAGUCAGGUGAUACUGCAACUCAAUGUUUAAACCUUAUUUCCAACAAUGUCAUGUGAGAAAAUACACAUCAUACGCUAGUUUUUAUAAUUUAUUUUUAACUUAUAGCUCAAAGUUCUUCAGAUCAUAAAAAAUAAAAUACUUGAAAGUGUUAUAUUUCUGCCUUCUAUUAGUAGCAUUUUUAUUAUUAAAGGAUACAAAUAUUUCAGAUGUGAUUCAAUAGUUAAAGGACUCUGGGCUUGCUUAACCUGAGUAAACUGCUUUAUUUUGCUUUAUUGAACUUUAAUGACCCAAUUGUCAUCGAGUACUUCCACCUGGGUAGGAGGGCUCUUACAGAUGUUAAUGUCAAUACAGGUGGGAGGCAGAUUGGCUUUGGAUUCAAAAGUUUUAAUUGGGGGCUUACAUCAUUCAUUUCCUCUUCUACUACUAGGAACUCUCCAUUCCAAAGCAUUGCAAGUGUUUUCCAGAUUCUCUUCUCAUCCUAAACUAGAAAAUGGAAGAAACCAUCUUUACAGAUUAUAGAAUUCAGCAUAUCAUUUCUUAAUAAUUACUGCUUCUUUUAGAACAAAUUAGGUGUGCAUAUUUCCUCUGGGGCAUGUGGAGUUUUAAUUAUCAGUUUGAAGUCUCUAUGUCAUUGUAACACCAAAAGACUAUUGAAAAAAAAAUAACUUUUAUAAAAAUAUAUAUUAUAUGUUGUAAAUGCCCACACUUUUAUGGAUUGGCCAUUAACCUGGAACACAUUCAUUUGCCAGUUUGUACAGUCAGAGGGCCCUUGAUCUUUAACAAAAGUCUCUCUGGUUUAUUUUUUCUAGAAGGCAUUUAUGUCAUCCAAAUAUAGAAUUUUAAGAAAAUCAUUUAAGGUAGAAAGCAAAUCUACCUCAUCAGAGAUAUUUAUAUUCUGCUUGGCCAAACCUAUGCAGCUGAAUAGCUGCAAACUCCUGCUUAAAGAGCAGAAUCAACAUGUAAUGUCACCAAAAACACUUGACAGGACUAAAGCCUCCUUUACACAAAGAAAUUGAGAGUCUAAAAUCACCUUGGAGGACCCAGAAAAUAACUUACCCAGUAGGGCACACACCUUAUUAUGAAAGAAAUCCAGUUUUAUGCCCCCAAACCACAUAGAGACACUGUGGCAAGGUCCACUGAUAAUGAAGCAACAUGUCUCUCUCUCUCUCUCUCUCUCUCUCUCUCUCUCCUUCUUCCUCUCUCUAUCUUUGUGUGGGUGUAAAAAAAAAUUUUUAAGGAUAAAAAAAUGCAAUCACAAAGCAGUAGGAUCACACAGACUGAGGUCCUAGAGCUACAAAUACAAAAUAAAAUCACCUUGGUAUAGUUUCUCUUGUUUGAAUUUAAGGCAAUGCAUCCUCUUUCUCUAUUUCUUUCAGCUGUAAACUAGUGGAAAUUCACACCAUUUCAUUCAAAAUAACUAUCAAAGCCAAAAUUCUGAAGAAUAAAAAGAAUUGAAAUUCUGUUACUAAGGAAAAUAGUUAUACAUUUUCUCAUUUAAAGUUUUUAGAUAUGUUUUGUACUAGAGGCUAGAAUCUGAAUCAGAAUUUUAUUGCCUUUGCAAAACCAUAAUGUGGAUUACUAUGUUUUUAAUAUUUUAUUACUAAUGUGUUGGACAGAUACAGAGAUAAAUUGAAAAGUAAAGGGGAGAUAUACAGAGAGAGAAAAAGAGAUACCUGCAACACUGCUUCACUGCUCAUGAAGCUCCCCCCUUACUGGACUAAGGACUUGAACCUGUUUCCUUGUGUAUUGUAAUAUAUUAACUCUACUGGGUGCUCCACCACUCAGCUCUCUGUAUUGCUAUUUUUGAUAGUUAUGUUGAGUACUGGAGAAUCUAUGACUUAAGAUUAAAUUCUGAAGAAGUAAAAGAAAAGGUCUGCAUAUGACUUUUUAAGGGAAUAAAAUUAUCAGUGUAGUUUCUCAAGUUGUUGCCAUGUUACUGAAUUUAACUUUCUCUAUACUGGACUUAAUGUGUAAAACUAAGGGUCUUUCCAUUUAUUAAUUGCUCACACAUGACUUAAGAAUUCUUUUGACAAAAAAAAAUGGAAUAAAAUGCGCACUAAAUCAA
Molecule: messenger RNA, 4324 nt
Organism: Erinaceus europaeus (western European hedgehog)
Lineage: Eukaryota; Metazoa; Chordata; Mammalia; Eulipotyphla; Erinaceidae
Gene: RALYL
Product: RALY RNA binding protein like
Exons: 11
Coding region: 944-1879 (311 amino acids)
Cellular component (GO): nucleus
Molecular function (GO): RNA binding
Source: RefSeq, a predicted model, not a curated record